UGGAGGGAGAUGAAAUCCGACUUGACCACGAUCCCGUGACCCACUCUCACCUUCAGGUUGUUACUGCUAGUCCCACUCCCUACCUUGAAAGACCGAUGGCUUCAUUCACGCCUACUUCGCCUAUCAACAUGAGCAAUGAAAAGGAUUGGGCUGCUAAUCUAGGAAUGCUCGAUUGGGACUCGACCAACAUCGUCUUCACCAAACGCACCCUGAUAGAAUUCCUCAAGUACACGGGUACCACUGUGGACACCAACUUCGCCAAUAUUCAGAAACUUCCCAAGUACGCGAAAUUUGGCAAGAUCGAGGGUACUGGUGGAUCUUCUCCUUCAAGCACCGUGCCUAGUGGCAACGCGGCCACCACCACCAUUUCCGCUUCCGCUUCUGCUGCAGAAGAAUGGAAACCCACACGACGUGUUCGCGAACUCCCUGGUGGAGCGCGCACGAACAUCUUUGCAGAUGAAGAUGUGGAGGACGCGUUGUCGCUGGCACCGCCUAGACCAGGCGAUGAUGAAACCGAGACUGGAGGAGAAACGAAGGAUCAAGCUAAUCCGCUUCCCCCUACCGGAAUCAAGCCCAGCAGACGUGUAAGAGAGGCUCCAGGUGGAAACAGCUCUCUUGGGAAUAUUUGGGGCGGAGACGAAGAUGUGGAAGAGUUCAAGCCCACUCGGCGGUGCGCACAUGAUCACAUUUCUUCCUGCUACUUCUGAAGCCCUCCAGCGUCCGACAACCCCAGGGGGUGGCACUUCGAGCAUCUUCUGAUGUUUUGAAAACAUUGCGAUUGUGGGCACACAUAUGUUGUGGGGAACGUCAGGGGUGCCGUUAGGUAGACAGACCGAUAAGUUGCAAUAAGUCCAAAUUUCAAGCGUCGAAGGUGUAUGUACAUGUCUUGAACGUUCAAAUAGGGUUUAUGGUCAAGUCUAUAUACAUAGCUUGUUGGG
Mycena citricolor is the source of this 938-nucleotide messenger RNA. Lineage: Eukaryota; Fungi; Basidiomycota; Agaricomycetes; Agaricales; Mycenaceae. The record is from the annotation of a GenBank genome assembly.